Molecule: messenger RNA, 1257 nt
Organism: Cryptosporidium muris RN66
Lineage: Eukaryota; Apicomplexa; Conoidasida; Eucoccidiorida; Cryptosporidiidae
Product: actin family protein
Exons: 3
Coding region: 1-1257 (418 amino acids)
Cellular component (GO): Swr1 complex
Molecular function (GO): nucleosome binding
Source: RefSeq, a predicted model, not a curated record
AUGUCAAAAAUUGUGGUUGUUGAUAAUGGUUCCUUUAGUAUUAAGGCAGGAUUCGCUGGAGAGCCUCUUCCAAGGGUAUGUUUGCCAAAUUGUAUUGGCAAAGUUCGCAGAAGAGAGAGAAUUUACACGUGUGAUCAAAUAUAUACCUUAAAUGAGUAUUUUUCUCAUCAUCCAUUUUCGGAAGGACUUUUGAUAGAUACUGCUUUACAAAGUGAUAUAUGGAAGUAUACAUUUAAUAAGUUAAAUAUAAAUCCACUGGAGUGCACUAUUUUGGUUACUGAGCCAUUUUUAAAUCCAACACCUCUACAACAUAGUUUGUCAGAGCUUAUAUUUGAGGAUUUCCAAUUCGAAAGUGCUAUAAUAUCAACUUGUCCUCAACUAAUACCUUUUGCCUUUACUCCUAUUCAAAUACCUAAUGCAACUUCUGAGCAAGAUAUUAAUCCCUGUUAUUUAGUUUUGGAUUGUGGAUACCAGUGUUGUAAUAGUGUUCCUAUGUAUCAAGGCACUCCAAUUGAGAGCGGCUGUAGAAGACUUGAUAUUGGGGGAUAUUACUUGGAUCUGCUACUUAAAAAUUUUCUUGCAUAUAGACAAAUUGAUCUUUCUCAAAAUGCCUUUUUAGUAUCAAAAAUAAAAGAAAUAGCUUGUUAUGUAUCUACAGAUUUUGAGAAAGAUUUGUUGCAAUUUUCAUCAGAUAAACACGGUGAUAGAUCUCUAGAUCAUUGGGUUAAAUUACCUGAACCUUCUUCAUCUCUUAGCAAGAGUAGCCAGUUUUACAAUGAAGAAUGUAUUGCACCUGAUCCUAAUGAAUUUAUUUCGGAACUUCCGGAGGAAUUGGUUGGGAUACAGGGUAUGUAUAACAAAGGUAUGAAGAUGUCCCAAACUCAAUUUGUAAAACUUUCUACAGAAAGAAUAACAAUUCCCGAGAUCCUAUUCCGACCUUCUGAUGCAGGUUUUAAUAUGGAGGGAAUUUCGGAAAUGGUAGUAACAUCUAUAAAGUCCUGUCCUAUUCAUCUGCAGCCCCUAUUGGCUAGCAAUAUUCUUGUUUCAGGAGGAUCUAGCAAGUUCAGGAAUUUCCAUACAAGACUACAAAUGGAUCUAACUCAAAUGUUACCUUCGGGUUGGGAAGUAAAUGUAAGGAAAGCAGAUGUAAACCCUCAGUACGUAGCCUGGAGUGGAGCUUCUAUAUGGAGUUCUUCUCCUGGAUUUAUGGGAUAUACUACAUCACGUAGACAAUAUCAUGAAGCUGGAAAGAAUUAG